Molecule: messenger RNA, 672 nt
Organism: Mycetomoellerius zeteki
Lineage: Eukaryota; Metazoa; Arthropoda; Insecta; Hymenoptera; Formicidae
Exons: 1
Coding region: 1-672 (223 amino acids)
Molecular function (GO): catalytic activity
Source: RefSeq, a predicted model, not a curated record
AUGUCGUGUGUACCGAUUGAAAGAGGACAACACUACGUGGCAGUUAAGUGGGGCGACGCGAUCAUAGUCGGUGUUUAUUUAUCCCCUAACAUCGAGGCCACAGCAGUAGAAAAAGCUAUGGAGGAGAUUGAAAGAUGUGUAUUAUUCCAUCAUGAUAAAUCCAUAGUUAUAGGGGGAGAUUUCAACGCCAAGGCGGAGAUGUGGGAAUCCCCAGUAACAAACCCACGAGGAAUAUUCCUCACGAAUUGGGUCAGCGACAUGGGACUGAUAUGUCUCAACUCCGGAGGCCAAAGUACAUGCGUCCGCGGCACUGGUGAAUCAAUCGUAGAUCUCAUAUUCGCAAAUCAGUUAGCUGCGGCUCGAGUAUUAAACUGGGAGGUUUCCAGGAUGGAAAGUGCUUCGGACCAUAGAUAUAUUGAGAUGACUCUCGGUAAGACGAGUUCGCAAACAAAGAAAGAAUCGAUGCCUAGGCCUAAAAGGUGGUCUCUGAAGAAACUGGAUGAGGAUCUAUUUAGAGCCGCAAUAGUGACAGGCUAUUGGAGCAAGGGAGAGACUGCCCAACCACAGGACCCGGAAUCGAAGGCGAUCAAAUUGCAAAGAAUCAUCACAGAAGCAUUUGACACCGCGAUGCCUAGAUCGACUCCGAGAUCGCGAAGAGCCAUGGUGGACUGA